GUACUCUAGCAACGUGGACGUGGUGGGACGCAUGGGGAAGGGGUAGUGCAGCUCCGCAUGUUGCGUAAGAAGGACGAAGCAGUGUCUCCAGUAUAACACCCAACACUUUAACAGCAUAGACAGCGGCGGCCAGCGGAACAACAAAUUAACGCAGGGCAGUCCUUGGCAACAACGUGACCAGGGGCCACAAGGCUUAGCCCACCGCCUCGCCUCCCGAGGCCUGCGCGCCGCUCCCACCGAGGGUGUGGCCAGCACGACUCAAACUUGGGUACAUCCUAGGAGUAAAGAUGGGCGACGACUGUGGUGGUGGCGGCGACUCGGGGGGUGGCGGCGACUCGUGGGGUGGCGGGUGUGACACUGGCGGGAGCUGGAGCUUCAGCGAAUCCUCUUGUGGCGCCCAGGAUCCUGGUGGCGCCGAUGAGGUGUACUACGACGAGGAAACCGGCGGCAUGAAGUACAGGACGUCGCGCUCCACCACGGGGGGCGGCGGCAGCAGCAACAUGGGCGGGGUCGAGUCUGCAGGAGUAUUGUGCACGGAAAUACCUUCGAACCCGAGUCAGAGCCAGCGGUGGUGGUGGCGGUGGUGGCAGUGCUGCAUCCAUCCAGCGUGCCGGGGGAAAAUCAAGUUGGUUGACUCAGAGUUUCCUUACCCAACAGCGUUUGGCAACUUUGCUGGUGGGCGGGUAUAUCAACAAUACCUGUCUGAAUCAACCUUAAAUCUUCCUCUCAUCUUCUGCACCAGGUAAAUGCAUAUAAAGACGCCUUACUUCACUGGACAGGUGGAAGGCGCCUAUGGUAGGUCCACAUCUAUCCGACUGCAGUUGAAGUAAGUCCCGAGAGAAAGAGUUGCAACCCGGCAGAGGUCAUGAAGGUUGUGGGAGCAGGUCGGCCUAUCACACAUCAGUUGCUCUGCGGUGAAGUGUCUGAGAGGGAGCGCUGGCCCGCUGCAGCAGUGACUCGUCAGAUAACUCGCCCAACCCAUCGCUGCAAACCUAGCUGUGUCUGGAUGACAUGAAUUGACUUUAUUUUAUAUUGAGUGUGAACAAAACGUGUGCAACAUGACGAAAAGAGUGAACACUGCUUUGUAACCUGAGUUAGUUCGUGAAAGAAGUAAAAGACAAGCACUGAUUGGAUAUACUGAACUUAUGACGGCAAGCACCACACGCAUGGGCGACGUGAUGCAUGAUUUCGCACAGAAAGUUUCCUCGUUAAGGUGAAAGGGUAAUCGUUGCGUCAAGAUAAGGAAAUGCUAAGCGGAGACAUCCCGUCAAUAUGAAAUUCAAGAUGGGCUUCCUCGCCUCCGUGCCGCUGGCUACAGACACUGAGGUGGUGGCGACGACUGUGCGGUACCGGCAGAGUGGCGAGUGGCUGGGGAGGGUAGGGAGUGAGAGGGAGCCGUCCAGGGCGUGCCGCCACACCGAGGCUGGCGAGGAUUGCGAGGAGGACGACCCAAGGACCCGACCCUGCCUCCCCCCGCACCCCACCGCCAGGACCGUGUGCGCCAGCUUCCAUCACCACAAGGCCUCUCUCCCGCCUGACGACGACGCCAGCCUCUCCCGCGGCCGGUCCUCAAGCACCAGCUCCAGCGAAUCUUUCAACACAAACAGCGUGGACAGCAUUAGCUAUAACAGCACAAACAGCAGCGGCAGCACUCUCAGCACAGGCAACAGUUUUGGGUCGCGCAACGCCCACGACAACGACAACGGCAGCGUGUGCGUCAAAACUAAAAACUCAUCGAGGAAAAAAAUGUUUUCUUUGGGUCGUAAAUGUGACCUGAGGAAACGCCGUUUUGGCCCCGACACCGCUAAUGUCCAACACUUGACCCCCCACGGGCUUACCGGUGCAUCAGUCACCACCGCCACCGCCAGCCUGAACUUCAGCGUCAGAGGGAAGCCAGACGCCGGUCGACAUGUGAUGAAGGAAGUCAACCAUAAGACAAACAGCCUCAGCAGCAACAGCAGUUACGAGAGCCAAACCAGCAGUACCAGCAGCACUAAAAGUUUCACGAAUUUUUUCAGUAGAGGAAACGUAUUCAGCAGCAGCUUCAAAAUAAGAAGCAAAUGCAAAAAAAUGUGCAAUAACAGUAGUAACAAUAGUGGUGGCAGCAGCACCGCCACCACCACAACCACCACCAUCAGUAGCAGUAGUAACAGUAACAUCACCAGCAGCAUCAACAGCACCAUCACUGAGAACAGCAGGUUUCUCCUCCCUGCAGACAGUGUUACCAACAUCGUCGUGGUUGGGGACAAAGGAGUCGGCAAGUCAGCCAUCACCGUGCGGUUCCUGACCCGCCGGUACAUUGGGGAGUACAGCUCGGACGCAGAAAUGAUGUACCAACACGAUACUCUGGUGGACCACGCGCCGGCCUGCCUCCAGCUGCUGGAUGCUACCACCGUGCAGGUGAGAAGCUGCCCCGUGUUGCCCCUGCACAAACUGUCCCAGCCAUACAACCUUAUGACUGACAUUAAUCUUGUCUUCCAGACACCCCACCAGAUACUGAGCCACCUGUCCUGGGCCCACGCCUUCGUUGUGGUCUAUGACGUCACCAGCAGGACCUCCUUCACACACGCCAAGAAACUAUUGCACAUCAUUCACUCCUGCUCCCACACGCCUCUUCAUCUUCCCUUCAGUUUCUCCUCUAAUGCAUGUUCCUGCAGAGCUAGCAACAUCCCAUUACGCUGGGACAUGCUCCAUGGACGGCCAAGGAACGUCUCUGUCUGUACUAACAGUGAGGAAACAGUAAACGGUUACGAAGAUGCCGACACAGAGACCACAAGCCCCUCGCUGUAUUUCAUAAGAGGUGCUUCUCGAACACCACAUUCCCAUAACCAACCACAAAUUGCCAACCACCAGGUCUACACGUGUUAUGAUGUUGAACCACCGCCAAAUGGCUACAGUAGCUUCACAUCAUCGUCUCUCCCAGUCUCUACGACUGGUGGGCGGGACCAUGUGGGUGACGGGUGGCAUCGCACACGCCGCCCGACCACUGGUGGCCCUCACCAAGCUGUCAGCCCCGCAUACGACUCCCCACGUGGUAGUAACAGACACUGCCCUUGCCACGGUCACCACAACACACUGCGUUCCAGUACAACUCCAAAUAACUGCGUCAACAAUUACAACAAAGCCACAAUCUUUCCUAGUCAUGUUUAUUGUGAUUCUCCAGUGACAGACCACGCGAGUUACGACGACGGUGGGGGGAAAAAGUGGUCACUCUCUGAAACAGUUCGACGAACUCCACUCCAUGAUGGAAGGAGCUUUGAACCAUGUGAUGGAAGACAAAAGUACGAGUGUAUUUAUGAAAGGUAUACUAAAGGUUCAAGUCUCCAUCACUCGUGCAACCAACUCUUGCCCGACCACGCGACACUUAACCACCAAAACGGUGUGCCCGCGAGAGGCUGCACCCCCACCAGCCCCCAGCGGAGGCACACAACCCUUCUCCUGGGGAAUAAGCGAGACCUUGAACACAUCAGGCGAGUGUGGACAGACGAGGGGGAGGCACUUUCGUUGCAGUUUAGCUGCCAGUUCUACGAGGUGUCUGCCGCAGAGUCCCUGCUUGGGGUGCACCUGGCCUUCCAUUCCCUGCUCAAGGAGGCACGCGCCCUACAGUUAAUAAGGAGUUUGCCUCACACUUCUCCCAAAGCCACGGUGUCUUCGGCAGUGUCUAAGGUCAUCGGCAACUUUUUCAGAGUUGGAAAAGUUGGACCAAAGAGGCAGUCCAAUAGUAUUUAAAUCAACAGCACCAGUCGCGAGUGUUAAGGCCUGAGGUGUUUCAUGGCAUUAGUGAUUUAAGAAUAGCUUGUCAUCACUGGUUAUCACACUACUUCUCUGGUCUGGUACCAUCGGCAGCCCAGACUGCAUUAAAUAUUGAACCAUCCAUAACAAAGUCUUUCAUUCAAUAGUAUGGUAUGAGGUGAUGUUGCCUAAUGCAUAAAUAAACAAAAGUCUUUA
Eriocheir sinensis (Chinese mitten crab) is the source of this 3948-nucleotide messenger RNA. RefSeq lists its product as uncharacterized. The record is from RefSeq and is a predicted model, not a curated record. Gene Ontology annotation, molecular function: GTP binding; GTPase activity. The transcript has 7 exons. Bases 1273 to 3729 code for a protein of 818 amino acids. NCBI's taxonomy places the organism in Eukaryota, Metazoa, Arthropoda, Malacostraca, Decapoda, Varunidae.